Drosophila novamexicana is the source of this 1924-nucleotide messenger RNA. It is a transcript of the gene CCT5, whose product is annotated as T-complex protein 1 subunit epsilon. Gene Ontology annotation, biological process: protein folding. The record is from RefSeq and is a predicted model, not a curated record. Gene Ontology annotation, cellular component: chaperonin-containing T-complex. The transcript has 3 exons. Lineage: Eukaryota; Metazoa; Arthropoda; Insecta; Diptera; Drosophilidae. Bases 186 to 1811 code for a protein of 541 amino acids. Gene Ontology annotation, molecular function: ATP hydrolysis activity; ATP-dependent protein folding chaperone; ATP binding.
UAAGCAUCCAUCUGUUCAGUGAGAACGUUUUGUUUUUUGUAUCGAUAUCGUGCUUUUGCAGUAGUCGAUAGCGAUUGUAUACUUAGUGCAGCAUUGCCCGUCAAUUUUGUGCGUUUUGAUUUAGGGGAAAGAAAAUUUAAUCUGUGAAAUACACCUAAAUCCGUGUUCCUUUUAACUAAAAAAUCAUGAGCGCCUUUCCAGGAACGUUCGCGUUUGACGAAUAUGGCCGGCCUUUCAUUAUUUUGCGCGACCAGGAGCAGCAAAAGCGCAUCACAGGCACAGAUGCCAUCAAGACGCACAUUAUGGCGGCGCGCCAGAUUGCCUCAACGCUGAAGACAUCGCUGGGACCAAAAGGUCUGGACAAGAUAAUGGUCAGUCCCGAUGGCGAUGUGACGGUGACCAAUGAUGGUGCCACCAUUAUGAAGCUAAUGGAGGUGGAGCAUGAGAUCGCCAAACUGAUGGUGCAACUGUCGCAGUCGCAGGACGAUGAAAUUGGCGAUGGCACCACCGGUGUGGUUGUUCUGGCUGGCGCUUUGCUCGAGCAGGCGGAGGGUUUGAUCGAUCGCGGUAUUCAUCCCAUACGUAUUGCUGAUGGCUUCGAGCUGGCCGCACAGUGCGCCAUCAAGCAGCUAGACGCUAUUGCUGAACCGUUUCCCGUCGAUCCCAAAAACAAGGAGCCGCUCAUUCAGAUCGCCAUGACAACGCUGGGCAGUAAGAUUGUGAAUAAGUGUCAUCGUCAGAUGGCUGAAAUGGCUGUCGAUGCGGUGCUUAAUGUGGCAGACAUUGAAAAGAAGGAUGUCAACUUUGAACUCAUCAAAAUUGAGACCAAGGUGGGCGGACGCAUGGAGGACUCCAUGCUGGUCAAGGGCGUCAUUGUGGACAAGACCUUGAGCCAUUCGCAAAUGCCCAAGGAGCUGAAAAAUGUCAAGCUAGCCAUACUCACCUGCCCAUUUGAGCCGCCGAAGCCCAAGACCAAGCAUAAGCUCGAUGUUACCUCCGCGGAGGAUUACAGGGCGCUGCGCGAAUACGAGCAGGAGAAGUUUAAGCUUAUGGUCAAGCAGGUGAAGGAUGCUGGCGCCACUUUGGCCAUUUGCCAGUGGGGCUUCGACGAUGAGGCCAACCAUUUGCUGCUGCAGCAGGAGUUGCCCGCUGUGCGCUGGGUGGGUGGUCCAGAGAUUGAGCUGAUUGCCAUUGCAACUGGUGGUCGCAUUGUGCCACGUUUCGAGGAGCUGACACCCGAGAAACUGGGCUCCGCUGGCCUGGUCCGUGAGAUGGCUUUUGGCACGUCUAAGGACAAAAUGCUGGUCAUCGAGGAAUGCAAGAACUCCAAGGCUGUCACAAUUUUCUUGCGCGGUGGCAAUGCCAUGAUCAUUGCUGAGGCCAAGCGUUCCAUACACGAUGCCAUCUGUGUGGUGCGCUCGCUGGUAAAGGAUUCGCGUAUUGUUUAUGGUGGCGGUGCUGCCGAAAUCAGCUGCUCCCUGGCUGUGGCCAAGGAGGCCGAUCAGCUAUCUACACUGGAACAAUAUGCAUUCCGCGCCUUUUCUGUCGCCCUAGAGAGCAUACCUCUGGCUCUGGCGGAGAACAGCGGUCUGCAUCCGGUUGAAACACUGUCGGAGCUUAAGGCCAGUCAGGUGGCUGAGAAGAUGCCCAGUCUGGGCGUUGAUUGCAUGUUGACUGGCGAUUCGGACAUGAAGAAUCACAAUGUUGUCGAGUCUCUGCACUCGAAAAAGCAACAGAUUCUAUUGUCCACACAGCUGGUCAAGAUGAUACUCAAGAUCGAUGAUGUGCGCUCCAACAACAGCGGCAUGUAGAGGAGUCAUCCCAAACACACACAUCAGAACUCACACGCAUAUACACACACAACAAACAAACACACACACAAACACCACUUAGCUUUGCUUUGCUCUCGCUGCUUCAUACACAC